GAUUAGGUUUUUACAGGCAACACGACCGAGGAAAAAACACUCGCCUUCCACCGCCGCGACAAACAUAAUUAAAUUGUACAGCUACACGAAUACUUCGGUAACUGCUGUUAUUUUUAGGAAUGGCGCGCCCGACAAGUUAGUAUCGCGAGUUUAGCUCGUUCGCGGGAAUCAGGCUGCUACUUCCCGGGAACAGAACCGUUUCAAUUUAGCUAACGCUAACUGUUAAACCCGUACUAUCAAAGCCGUAAAGUUACGUCUUUGCCUAGCGUCAUACUAACUUUCCUUCGACUCUAGACUAACAUCGGUUUUCAGAAAGAAAGAAAUGACUGCGGAGCAGAGGACAAGCUGGAUACUGACAGGCGCCACAGUCGCUUGUGUCACAGCUCUUUAUGUGCCCUGCGUGCAGAGGACUGUACCCGGCGGAGACUCAGGAGAGCUGAUCACCACUGCUUGUGAGCUGGGGGUGGCCCAUCCUCCAGGAUAUCCUCUCUUCACCUUAGUGGCUCGCCUGGCUAUGUGUCUUCUGCCCUCGCUCACUCCGGCCCACAGCGUCAACCUGAUGAGUAGUCUCCUGGGGGCUGCAGCUUGUGGUGCCCUCUGCAUUUCUGUCUGCAGGUUGGCGGGUCCUGGUCCUGGUGCAGUACUGGCUGGGGGGCUGUUCGCUGUGUCCAGGCUGAGUUGGCAGUGGUCCAUGGUGGCGGAGGUCUUCACCCUCAACAACCUUUUUGUUGGUCUUCUCUUCUUCUUGACUGCCAGCUUCCACUGUGCUGAAAACGGCACCCGGAGAGGGAAGAUUGCACAUUGGGGAGCGCUGUGCUGUGGCUUGGGGCUCUGUAACCAGCACACCCUGGUGCUCUAUGUACUGGUCAUCAUUCCCUGGGUCCUCCACCGACUUUACUCUCACAAGGAGCUGUCUUGGCGUCGUCUUGUGUCCCUGGGAGUGUGUUUCCUCACUGGCUUUCUGCCAUACGCCUACCUCCCCAUCUCCUCCUACCUCAACACAGCCCGCUGGAGCUGGGGGGAUCAGACCACCCUGUUGGGCCUCCUGACCCACCUGCUGAGGGCUGAAUAUGGCACCUUCAGUCUGGCAAAGACAGAUAGCUCUGUAAACUUGACCAUCAUGCUAAAGGCCCAGUUGGACCACUGCCUGGCAGACCUUUCACUUCCUGCUCUGAUGCUGGCGGGAAUAGGCCUUCUCCUCUCGUCGUGGGACAGGACAUGUCGCUCAGUGUCCUGGCUGUUGAGCAUCAUGCUGGUGGUCUACUCGCUCUUUUUUGCGUGGAGAGCCAACCUGGACAUCAGUAGACCCCUACUGCUGGGAGUGGUUGAGCGUUUCUGGCUGCAGAGUGAUGCUGCAGUGUGUGUGCUGGCAGGCCUCGGCUUGAGCCGGACACACAGUGAGCUGGAGAGGAGGCUGGGCCGUGGGGGGUUGUGGAAGACCACAGGCUGGGUCCUCACCAUAUCUCUGCUGGCACAUAUGGUGCGCACCAAUCACAAGGAGUGUGAUCAGAGCAGAAACAGUGUGGUCGAGAGGUUCGGCAGGCAGCUUCUGGCCUCCAUCCCAGCAGACUCAAUCAUCCUGACCAGAGGAGAUCUACCUGGAAACUCUCUGCGCUACUUAUACUACUGCCAGGGUGUACGGCCCGAUGUACGUCUGGUCGACCAGGAGAUGAUGACAUACACAUGGUAUGUGGCCAAGCUAGCGCAGCACCACCCUGGGGUACACUUCCCUGGCCUCUGGUGGGACCCGGUCCACCCUGAGGAGACGGACACCUUCAGUCUGGAGCAGUUUCUGUCCCACAACACACAGAGGGAUGUGUUUGCCUGCAUUGGGCUUCCUGAUGGGGACCCAAGCUGGGAGCGUAGUUUCUCUCGUUGGCCCCUGGGUGUGUGUGACUACCUGGUGCCAGUUCAGAGGCACUUUCACCCCGAAGAGUGGGCCCGUAGAACUCGCAACAUCUACAACUGGAGCGAACCACACGACAGUUUCCAUCCCGCAUCCUGGGAGCAUGUUGCUAAUGAGGAGAUGUGGCAAGCCAGGAUGAAGACGGCUUUCUUUCUGUUUGACCUGGCAGAAAGGAUGCAGGGAGAGGGGAAAGCUCGCCUCUUUGAGCUGUCUUACACUUUGUAUAAGGAGAUUGUGGAGGCCCACUCAGACUACCCUCCAAACUGGGACAAGAACUUGGCACUGGCCUGCGAGAGGCUGCUCCGCUCGGGUCACCAGGGCUACAGUCCAGACAGCCUGCUGACCUGCAGCACCCAGCACUUUAGUCUCUACUUAGAGAAAGAACCCACGGAUCCCCAGGCACCCGCCAUACGCUCUGCCAUUACUCACCUGCUCAAAGAGAGAGACAGGCUCCGCCAGAGCCGGAGGCGUGUCCCAUAACAAGAUCCAGAGAGACCUACGUGCAGCUGGCACACUGAGAGUGUGCCACAAGCCCAGCCCGAAGUGCAAGGCACCAGGGAUAAAGUCUGAAUGUGCCUCUUCUCGUGGCUUGAGAGUGGUGCUCCAGAAGGAUAGAAUGAUGUUAAGUUAAGGUUUUUGCAAAAUGGACUUGCUCAAAUUGGACUUAUGAGUAGAGGGUUAAGAGGAGUGCUAAUGCAGAAGUACUGGUCUCACAAAGGACAGAGAUCUACCACAUGGCCGUGUUUCCUUUGAUGAAUAUUUGUAGUUGGCCAGGGACAGAGCUUGACUUUGGGAAGCCUUGACUGACCCCAAUCAAGCUGUGCGUGCUCCCCUUAAACUCACCCAUUCGAUUGCUUUAUCGUCGCGUCUUGCUCUUUUUUCUCUCCUUUUCUGCUCUCACAGUUUUUAACGUGCUGAUUAUUUUGCCACAGCCACUGCUCUAGUUCUCUUUUUCUCACAUCAGGAUGGCAAGGACGAGAUUGAGGGAAAACCAAUUUGGGGGCAGAAAUGGGGGAUUAGAGCAGCUGUUUAAUCUAGGACGGACUUGUGCUGUGCCACAUAGUCCCCACUCCGCAUAACCGGCACUACCCACCCACCCAUUCACCCACUUCUCUAUCCUUCCAUCAGUCUAUCUUAGAUGGUCCUUUAAAUGUUUAAAACUAAUGGAUUCGAUGAGUGUUUUUUUUUCCUCUUUUCCUUCCUAACGGGAGGGCUGUAAUCCCUCAUGGAUUUAAAUGAAAUGUGAAAUGUCAGAAUGCCAGGGACCCUUUUAGAGGUGUGUUUCUGUGUGCAGUGAGUGCAUGCGUGUUGAUUUGGGUUUGCAUGUCGACGUGUGUGUGUGUGUGUGUGUGUGUGUGUGUGUGUGUGUGAACAUGCUUAAAUCUCCACCCAAGCCUUUUCUCUGCCCGGAACCGCAUAUAAACGUUGUCAAUAAACAGAUCACCGCACUGGAGAGAGAGAGAAGCACAAAGCCAUGCAAAGUCCGGGGACGCACGUAAGACACGCAAGACCAUCAGCCUCUCGGCUCCCAGGAAAAUGGACUUUUAGCCCUGUGAGGGCUGCUGAAGAGACAACGUAGCGUGCAAACACAGCGAGAGGACCAGAGUCACUUGUGUUUGACAUGUUCUCAGGGUCCAAAACCUCAGUUACACGCUGUUUUUGUAAAUGCCGGUGCUGAUGUUAAUGAACCUUGUGCUAUGAAAUUUGUUGUGCAGAGGUCAAACCAGUGUAUUGCCAUAAGCUUUAUGAAACACUGCUGAAGGAGCCUGCUGUUUGCGAUACCACUAGAAAGCGAAGGACAGUAAGUGCAUGUGUAGUUUUCACAGAAUGUAAUCUGACGCUCUGUUCGCAGGCCUGGUUAGCGGCUGUCAGCUGGCUGGAUGAUGAGAUUCGACCUGCUGCAGCACAGAUGGUUUGGUUUCUUCUAAAAAAAAACUGUCACUCUGCUUUCUACAGA
Chelmon rostratus (copperband butterflyfish) is the source of this 3863-nucleotide messenger RNA. It is a transcript of the gene tmem260, whose product is annotated as transmembrane protein 260. Bases 323 to 2386 code for a protein of 687 amino acids. The record is from RefSeq and is a predicted model, not a curated record. NCBI's taxonomy places the organism in Eukaryota, Metazoa, Chordata, Actinopteri, Chaetodontiformes, Chaetodontidae. The transcript has 17 exons.